CACAAGUGGUCCAACUUUCUCCAUUAAUACAUAAUUGAUACCCCCUUUUCUUAUCAUUCACUCUCUUUUUCUCCCUUUGAAAAAAGAAAAAAUAACACAAACAUAGCAAUAAAACAAGUGAAUUAACACAAACAUGUCAAAUUCAGAUUUACCUUUGUGGAGUAGAGAAGAAGAAAAAGCUUUUGAAAAUGCAAUUGCAAUGUACUGGAUUGAAGGGACUGAACAACAAUGGGAAAAAUUUGCUUUAAUGGUCCCUACAAAAACCAUUGAUGAACUUAAAAGACAUUACCAGUUACUUGUUGAUGAUGUUAAUGCAAUUGAAGCAGGGCAAGUUCCAAUCCCUAAUUAUAAAGGUGAAGAAGCUUCUUCAUCAAAUAAGGAAAGUAAUUUGGGUUAUUCCGGGUCAGUGGAAAGGCGGGUCAAUUGUGGUUAUUCAAAUGGGUUUUCGGGUACAACCCAUGACUCGAUUGGGGGUCAUGGUGGAAAAGGGAAUUCAAGGUCUGAACAAGAGAGGCGAAAGGGCAUACCAUGGACUGAAGAAGAACAUAGGUUAUUUUUGCUAGGUUUAGACAAAUUUGGGAAAGGAGAUUGGAGAAGUAUUUCGCGUAAUUUUGUGAUAUCUCGAACACCAACACAAGUGGCCAGUCAUGCUCAGAAAUAUUUUAUUCGUUUGAAUUCCAUGAACCGAGAUAGAAGAAGGUCAAGUAUUCAUGACAUUACAAGUAUUAACAAUGGAGGAGAUGUUUCAACUCAUCAGCCUCCUAUUACAGGCCAACAGGUCAACCCAAUUCAAUCAAAUCCAGCUGCACUUGGGCCGCCCUCUGUUAAACACAGGGCGGCCCAGCCCAAUAUGCACGGAAUGGGCAUGUAUGGUGCUCCGAUGGGUCAUCCUGUCGCUGCACCUCCUAGUCACAUGGCAUCAGCUGUUGGAACACCGGUUAUGCUACCUCAUGGACACCAUCACCAUCCUCCUUAUGUACUUCCAGUUGCAUAUCCUAUACCGCCGCCGCAGCCGCCAAUGCACCAUCAGUAAAGAAUGAAUGGUGCACAUUACUGGAUUUUUCUUCUUCUUAGAGUAAUAGCAUAAAUGCUUUUGAAUUUUGGAAAGGCUCAUGGGUUGUUUCAAGUAUUCAGGUUCUUCCAAUUGUUCUUUUUCUUUUCUUUUUAUGACUGAUUCAGAAAUUUGUAAAUAUUAGAGUUUAGUCUGUGGAUGUUUAAGGGAUGCUCAAUUGCUCAUCAAUUUUUU
Molecule: messenger RNA, 1246 nt
Organism: Lycium ferocissimum
Lineage: Eukaryota; Viridiplantae; Streptophyta; Magnoliopsida; Solanales; Solanaceae
Product: transcription factor MYBS1-like
Exons: 2
Coding region: 134-1033 (299 amino acids)
Molecular function (GO): DNA binding
Source: RefSeq, a predicted model, not a curated record